AUGGAUGAGGCCUAUGUCGCCGUCCUCUCCGUCGCCUUCCUCUUCUUGCUCCACUACCUCGUGGCCCGCGCCGGCGCCGGCGGCAAGGGCAAGGGCUCGCAGCAGCUUCCGCCGAGCCCUCCGGCCAUCCCGUUCCUCGGCCACCUCCACCUUGUCAAGACUCCGUUCCACGCGGCGCUGACCCGCCUCGCGGCGCGCCAUGGCCCUGUGUUCUCCAUGCGCAUGGGGUCCGGCCGCGCCGUGGUCGUGUCCUCGCCGGAGUGCGCCAAGGAGUGCUUCACGGAGCACGACGUGAACUUCACCAACCGCCCGAUGUUCCCAUCGAUGCGGCUCGUGUCCCUCGACGGCGCCAUGCUCUCCGUGUCCAGCUACGGCCCGUACUGGGGCAACCUCCGCCGUGUCGCCACCAUCCAGCUCCUCUCCGCGCACCGCGUCGCGUGCAUGACCCCCGCCAUCUCCGCGGAGGUGCGCGGCAUGGUGCGGAGGAUGGAGCACGCCGACGCGGCCGCCCCCGGCGGCGCCGCGCGCAUGCAGCUGAAGCGGAGGCUGUUCGAGCUCUCCCUCAGCGUCCUCAUGGAGACCAUCGCGCAGACCAAGACAUCCCGCACCGAGGCCAACGCCGACACGGACAUGUCGCCCGAGGCGCAGGAGUUCAAGCAGAUUAUCGACGAGCUCGUGCCGUACAUGGGAACGGCCAACCGGUGGGACUACCUGCCGGUGUUGCGUUGGUUCGACGUGAGGAACAAGAUCCUCGACGCUGUGAGCAGAAGGGACGCGUUCUUUAGGCGGCUCAUCGACGGGGAGCGGCGGAGGCUGGACGAUGGCAACCAUAGCGAAAAUAAGAGCAUGAUUGCAGUGCUCCUCAGUUUGCAGAAGUCUGAGCCCGAGGUCUACACUGACACUGUGAUCAUAGCUCUGUGCGCGAACCUAUUCGGAGCUGGAACAGAGACGACCUCGACCACAGUCGAAUGGGCGAUGUCGCUGCUGCUGAACAAUCCAGGUACACUCGAAAAGGCACGAGCUGAGAUCGACGCGGCCGUGGGGCGCUCCCGCUUGAUCAACGCGGGCGACCUGCCGCGUCUCGGCUACCUCAGGUGCAUCAACGCCGAGACGCUCCGCCUGUACCCGGCCGCUCCGCUGCUGCUCCCGCACAAGUCGUCCGCGGACUGCAAGGUCGUCGGCUACGACGUCCCGCGCGGCACGGCGCUGCUGGUGAACGUGUACGAGAUCCACAGGGACACGGCUGUGUGGGAGGAGCCGGGCAGGUUGGGCUGUUCGUGGCGCCGUUCGGGAUGGGGGGGCGCAAGUGUCCCGGAGAGGCGCUUGCGCUGCAGAAGGUUGGGUGGCGCUGGGGCCCGUGUCCCUGAUCUAGUGCUUCCACUGGAGCAGAGUCGACGGCGUGUCGGUUGA
Miscanthus lutarioriparius is the source of this 1410-nucleotide messenger RNA. The record is from the annotation of a GenBank genome assembly. Lineage: Eukaryota; Viridiplantae; Streptophyta; Magnoliopsida; Poales; Poaceae.